Daldinia vernicosa is the source of this 902-nucleotide messenger RNA. RefSeq lists its product as uncharacterized. The coding region runs from base 1 to 888 and encodes 295 amino acids. NCBI's taxonomy places the organism in Eukaryota, Fungi, Ascomycota, Sordariomycetes, Xylariales, Hypoxylaceae. The transcript has 3 exons. The record is from RefSeq and is a predicted model, not a curated record.
AUGGCGGCCUUGGCGGCGAUUGUCGACAAGGACGUAGCAGACGACAAAACCAUCUGCCUUUUUUACAACACGAGUAAGGCACAGCUCGCUCUCUCCUUACAGUCUGGUACCGAUACCGACACCGACGACCCGGCUAGCGAUACCUGUGUGACACCCGACGAUUAUGACAGAUACAUACUAAACCCAUCUUCCAUCGCUGCUGCCUACUACAAGGGGCUUAAAUAUGUGGCCGCAAUGACGAUGCCCAAGCAGGGGCAGAUAGAUACGGAUGUCCAAAUCUCUCUUGUUUCACCUACGUGCCAAAACUUUGUGGAGGGAGACCGCGAGAAUAAUCACAUUGCCUUGGGCAUAACUCCAGAUGGAAAUGAAUGUUGGCUGUAUUAUCUCGUUGACGUGUCUGCAAAUGUCAAGGCCAUGAGAGAAUUGGACCUUAGCACCAAUGAAACACAGGCUCUGAGUGCUAUUACUCAGGUAAGGAAUAACAGCUCUAUAGCAGCUUGGUACGACCCGGAAGAGGAGAAACGGCAUGUUAUUUAUGAGGCUGGGGCUAUUCUAGACUAUACGGUAGGAGCACAAAACCCCGAUACUCUACCUAUAAGUGACUUCGCCCGGAAUAGUUCCAUUGGGGUUGCUUACUCUGGCUCGACUAAAAAGGCGUACCUCUACUACUACGAUGUAUACCAGAAUUUGAAGCGAUCUGUCCACAGCGGGAGCAACUGGGGCCUUCCUGAGACGAUAUCUAACGCUCCCAUGGUUGCUGAGAAUAGCCAGAUCACCGUUGCGCAGGCAAAUGGGUUUAAUCAUGUAUUCUACAUUGCUAAGGACAUGGGCACGGGGGGAGACGAGGGCCAGAGCUCCUUUACUCACAUUCGUGACUCAAUUAAUUAAGUGGUUUAUGCAAC